AUGACUGGAUGUCCCUUUUGGAAGAACAAAUACCAAUUUAAUUUUAGUAAAUUGGCUUUGGAAGAUGGGGCAGAUGACAAAUCACAGGAAGGCUUAAACAAGGCUAGCAAAAGUGGUCUUAUCUAUGGAGACUAUCUACACCUGGAUAAAAUAUUGAAUGCACAGGAACUUCAGAGUGAAAACAAGGGAAACAAAAUCCAUGAUGAACAUCUGUUUAUUGUGACCCAUCAAGCUUAUGAAUUAUGGUUCAAGCAGAUCCUGUGGGAACUGGAUUCUGUUCGAGUGAUAUUUCAGAAUGGUCAUGUGAGAGAUGAAAGGAAUAUGCUGAAGGUGGUUACUCGAAUGCAGAGAAUUUCAUUAAUUCUUAAAUUGCUUGUGGAACAAUUUUCUGUCCUAGAAACAAUGACAGCUCUGGAUUUCUUUGAUUUCAGAGAUUAUCUGAGUCCAGCUUCAGGAUUUCAGAGUUUACAGUUUCGAUUAUUGGAAAAUAAGAUUGGUGUUCCUCAGAAUUUGAGAGUUCCAUAUAACAGAAGGCAUUACCGGGAUAACUUCAAGGGAAAGGAAUAUGAAUUAUUGCUUAAAUCAGAACAAGAGCCAACACUACUGCAGCUAGUUGAAGCAUGGCUGGCAAGAACACCAGGACUUGAACCAGAAGGAUUUAAUUUCUGGGGAAAAUUUGAAGCAAAUGUACUUAAUGGAUUAGAACAAGAAUAUGCAACAGUACAGGCUAAAGAAAACUCCGAGGAAAAAGAAGAUCAAUUGGCAGAACUUCAGAAGCAAAAAGAAGUACUUAUGUCAUUAUUUGAUGAAAAACUCCAUGAACACCUUCUUAGUAAAGGUGACAGAAGAUUGUCCUAUAAAGCAAUGAAAGGAGCUUUAAUGAUAUACUUCUAUAGAGAGGAACCUCGCUUCCAAAUUCCUUUUCAGCUUCUUACUUCUCUUAUGGAUAUCGAUGUGCUAAUGACUAAAUGGAGAUAUAACCAUGUGUGUAUGGUGCACAGAAUGAUUGGCAGCAAGGCUGGGACUGGAGGUUCAUCAGGCUACCAGUAUCUACGCUCAACUGUAAGUGACAGAUAUAAAGUAUUCGUUGAUUUGUUCAAUCUUUCAACUUACUUGGUGCCAAGAAGCUGGAUCCCAAAACUGAAUCCAACACUUCAUAAAUUUCUUUACACCGCAGAAUAUUGUGACAGCUCAUACUUCAGCAGUGAUGAUUCAGAUUAACAGCUGUCCUUAGACAAGUGUUACAAACCCCACGUUUUUAAUAUAUUUUUAUAUAUUGAGCUCCACUUUGAUAAUGAUGGCAUAAAAGCCUGGAAGUUGUGAAGUCAACACAUCGAGAGGUGCAGGUUUCAAAAAAACUUAUAUUGUAUAGAUUAAUAAUUUAUAUGUGUUUAUGUAUUUAUGCACAAUAUACAGUAACAUAGACUUUAAUAUA
Protobothrops mucrosquamatus (brown spotted pit viper) is the source of this 1435-nucleotide messenger RNA. It is a transcript of the gene TDO2, whose product is annotated as tryptophan 2,3-dioxygenase. The record is from RefSeq and is a predicted model, not a curated record. The transcript has 12 exons. Gene Ontology annotation, molecular function: metal ion binding; heme binding; L-tryptophan 2,3-dioxygenase activity. The coding region runs from base 1 to 1221 and encodes 406 amino acids. Lineage: Eukaryota; Metazoa; Chordata; Lepidosauria; Squamata; Viperidae.